GAACGAAGGAUAAUAUCUAUAAUGCCAAAAAUCAAAACGAUACGUAAGACGUCGAAAAGUGCUCUCGAACAGUCCCGAUAUAUCAACAACAGAUGUCGUCGUAGAAAUGGCUUGUCUCACAAAGAAAACCUACCAUUGACGUUUUGUAGUCCUAAGCAACAUUUCUCAACUUUAAAAACGCGGCAAGCUGGUGCUAGUGAAGACAUAGAAUGUUCCCCCAAACUUUUUCCUCAUUUCAUCCAUGUCUGCAACCUGACCACAGAUUUCACGGAUCGGGCUGCUAAAGUCUUCAAAAUCCCGCGGCAUCAAUUCAUCCUUGAAAGGAUGAAAAUUUGUUUUAAGGUUCAACGGUUAGAUACCUUAAACAAACAGUCGAUGCCCUGCUGUCAAGCAAAUAUGUCGUCCUUUCCAACCAUAUGUGUCUGUAAAGCAGGGCAAAUCAACAUAAGAAACGGAGUUCUUUAUAUCGGAGAAAAGACAUUCAAGAAAACAAAGAACAUGUUAAACGUAAGCAAUUUGGACACCAUUGCAAUACGAUCUGCAAUAACGGACCCUGAAGUUAGAGAAAUCCACGAGGCUUUGACAACACUUUUAGAAACCCCAGUCUGGGAACUUCUUGUAGAAAUCAAACAAAACAUACAAUUGUCAGAUGCAUCUCAUAAGGUGGACAUGCUUUCCAUGGAAUUGGAUGUUCUGCUGAAUACAGUUAAACAUGUUCAUUCCAGAGAUAUGAUUAUCGAUAGGGUUCCUGAAUACCAAGCCUAUUCGGAUAUUCCUAAAGAUGUUAAAGAUUAUUUGCUCAGAAAACGAGAAAUCAAUGGAUUUGGAAUAAUGAACAAUAACGAAUUCCGGAUUUUUGUAAAUCACGAAAACAAAAGAAGACAUCUACGACAAAAUAUGCUGAGAAUGUUCCCAAAUAGUUUCAAAACAAAAUUAAAUUUACAAGUAAAAGUUGGCAAACCUUGUAUUUGCUUUUAUUCUCAACAGGGGGAUAAGAUAUAUACGAGAAGUUCCUCUGAAGAAUCAACUAAUGGAAAUAGUUACGGCACAUUAGGAGGAUUUGUUUCUGAUCAAAACAAUGAUACGCUUUUUUUAACUUGCUCGCAUGUCUGCCAAAAAGGGGAUAUUAUCUUUGCUGGUGACAACAAUUCCGGAAUAAAAAGAAUCGGAGAAUGUGUAUUUGCAAAUAACCUUAUAACAAAACCAACUAUCGAUGUUUUUAUUGAUGUUGCUCUUGUGAAGAUUGAUAGUGAAGUCGUAGACAGUUGCAAUCUAUCAAUGCUUGAUAAUACUUUUCAACAAUCAAACGUCAAGAUUUACUUAGAAAACUUGCAUAACAUUGCCAAAAGAGCCUUUGUUUACAAGAUUGGGGCAUCGACAUCGGUGACCAAGGGAUUGAUUACAUCCCCAGAGUUCCACCUUAAAAUAACUGGAGGAAGAGCUGAACUUUUUUUUGUUUCCGAUAUUGCUGAUAUUCCAUUUGCCGAACAAGGUGACAGUGGAUCUAUUGUUUUCAUGAUCGAAAAUAGCUCUGCUCUCGAUACUAUACACGUUAUCGGAAUGGUUUCUGGUGUGUUCACACCGCGUCAACCAUCUGGAGAAGAUGAGAAGGUAGAUAAAAACAGGAAGACAGAGAAAAAAGACGAUGGGGGAGCCAAAAAGGAGGUUAGCUGUACUGGGGAUAUUACCUGCUUUAGAAUAGACACGACUAUGGAAUUUUUAAGGAAGAAAGGCAUUGAUGUUUGCUUUAGAAAUCAAAUUUGAAAGUAUCAGUAUCAGCAGCAUUCUUGAAAUCAUAAAACAUGUAGUAAUCUAUUUUUGUUUACCAAAAAAGCAUACAGACCACUCUGUUUUUUAGUUUAAACUUAAAGAUAUCUAUAGUUUAAGAUAAUAUACGGAAAUGCCAUGCCUUAUAAUACAAUCUGGUAGAAAUAUGGAACUUGCUAUUACUUUGCAAAUUAUAUAUGUCAUUUAAAUAUAACUGUAAGAAAAAAGGACUUGGAGGUGUCAAAAAUGGGAAUAGAAGUCUUAAUGAUGAUGUUUUCUUUAGCACAGACAAGACUGAGUGAUUUCUAAAAAAAAAAAUGUUGAAAUGUUGUUUUUGCAAAUCAAAUUUUAACAGAUUAAGCUUGAAAAAAGACAUAUCAAAAACAUUUUUAAAAAACAUAAUGAUAAAAUAAACAUCAUUUGUUGAUAACAAACGUUAAAAUAUCAUUACCUUUCUUAAUUGUGAUCUAACGGUAAUAUUUUUUGCAAAUAUAUUUGUUGCAAAUUAGGAAAAUAAGUUUUCAUUUUUCAUAUCUGGAGAAUGGCAUGUGAAAACUUCAGUCUUGGGGCUUUUUGUGAGAAAAACAAAUUUUCUUGUAUAUCUCUUAAAUGUUUUUAUAUGUUUUAUACUUUGGGUGGACAGCGCAAUCAGUGUCAGCGGAAAUAAACAUUAAUUUUCUUUAGUUUAUCGUUAAAUUAAAGAAACAAAAAGAUUUAGUUGAUGUUUGUACACCAUUGAAAAUUUAUAUCUAACUGUUAUAUGAUCUGGCUUCAGGAUCAUAAAACAAUCCUAGACUUAAAAAAAAAAAAUUACACUUUCUGAAUCUCUUUUAAUUGAAAAUACUGACAAAAUUGAUACUAGUAUGCUAUUAAAAGUGUCUUGAUAUUAAGUUUUUAAUUACAAAUUUUUAAUCGUCAUAUUAUGAUAAACAAUUAUGUAAUGACUGAUUGAAAUUUUGACUUAAGUCUGAAAUUGCUUCAUGAUCUUGAUGCCUGUUGACCUUACCUAUUGUGUACAUACAUUAUUUGUACUGUAUUAUAUACUUGUAAAGGGAGAGAGCGGUCUAAGAUUUUGAACUUGUGCGUAAUCCCAUUUGUAAUUUUGUACAAUGAAAAUAUGUUCAAAUCAAAUCAAAUCAUAUAUGUAUAUAUAUAUAUAUGCUUUUGCAUAAGCAUUAUUUCUUUAAUGGUCAUUUCUCAUUUACUCUUUAUUGUAUAAUCCGUUUGAGUAAAAUAAAAGAUGAAUAUUUAGUUACAAAACCUGUCGAUGAAUAUUUUUUAAUCAAAGUAUUAAUUAAGUUAUUUUGACUUAAGGAUAAUGCUUACCGUUUGCGGUCGUUUUUUCUUAGUGCUAAGCUUUAUUUUUCGGAUUAAUUUAUCAUGUUUAACCCUAAGAAAAACAGUUAAAAAACCAAGUGCACAUACAUCAAAACUUAAUUUUAACGAAACCAAAGAAAAGAACUACAUAUGAUAUUAGUCAAAUUUGGCCCCCUAAAUUCGCUAUUUUAAAAUGAUUCAGAUACAUUAAUUUGUUGUGCUAUUUUAUAAAAGAGUUGACAAAAAAUAUGUUUUUCACCUAUUAUUUGAUUUAUAUACACUCCCUGGCAGUAUAUGACGUCAGAAGUGACGCUAUUUUUAUAAUUCAAUCAAAAUCAGUCAAAAAUUGACAUUUUUCUUAUCUUUUUUCGAAUGGGAAACAUAGAGCGACUCUUUGAACAAGAACGAACUUUUUGUCACGGAUAAGUACUAGAGAGAUACAUCUUUGAUGAACAUAUUUUGUUUGUUUAAGAAGUCGCUCAAUGUUUCCAAGAAAUACUGCUUUAAAAAAAGCCGUUUUAUGCUAAAAAUAACAAAGUAGCGGGAAAAGGUAAACAUUAUGAUGUCAUAACUUUAAAUUUUGGGCACUGAAACCAAAAUGAAAAAUUAUGAAAAAACUUUAAAUGUGAAUUUGUACAAAUAAAACAAAGAAUUACAGUAAAAUGAUCAUUUAAGGGGGCCAUUUUAGGUCAAACCAUAUAUAGUCCUUUCUUUUUGAAAGUUUUUGUCAUAUUUCGUUUUACUUUCAAAAACAUAUUUAAAAUAGAGAAAUACGGAGAAAUCAAAUUGAGUAUUGUACUAAUUAUUAGUAUCUAAGAAUUUACACGAGUAUAAAAUGGUAGGAGCAGUAUAUGCUAAAUGAACUGCAAGGCAAUUCAUAAAAAGAAAUAAACUGUUUCUAAAGGUAAUACCGGUAUAAUGGACCUGUUGAGUUCAUUCUUCACCAUUCAUUCUUUUUCAUCAAAUAAAAAAUAACAGACAAAUUGUGAACGUAAAGUUUUUUUUAAUAAUUGUACGUGAAGAUGCUGUGAAAAAAACUCCAAGUAAACUGAC
Messenger RNA from Magallana angulata, 4137 nucleotides. RefSeq lists its product as uncharacterized. The record is from RefSeq and is a predicted model, not a curated record. Bases 22 to 1764 code for a protein of 580 amino acids. The transcript is spliced from 5 exons. Lineage: Eukaryota; Metazoa; Mollusca; Bivalvia; Ostreida; Ostreidae.